CUUAGCCCUCGGCAGACGCUGCGAAGAACGUACUGCUAUCGCCCCCACUUGAGAUGAGAAACUGCGGGUCGCCAAGGCUGAGGCCACAGCCUGCCGACCCCGGGCGCCCGCACUCCUCUACCCUAUAGGGACACAGAAGCGCGGUUACCCUGACAACCCGCGGGCGCCCAGGGCCGUGGGAGGCGCUCCCGGCCUGCCCCGCGCGGCGCCGGAAGUGAGUGAGCAUUUCCGGCGCCCCCCCCCACCCGGCGCUGACUUCUCGUGGUAGCGCGGCCCUGGGGUCUCUCGCCGUCAUGAAGGACGUGCCCGGCUUCCUGCAGCAGAGCCAGAGCUCCGGGCCCGGCGAGGCCGCCGUGUGGCACCGUCUGGAGGAGCUCUACACGAAGAAGUUGUGGCAUCAGCUGACACUUCAGGUGCUUGAGUUUGUGCAGGACCCGUGCUUUGCCCAAGGAGAUGGUCUCAUUAAGCUUUAUGAAAACUUCAUCAGUGAUUUUGAGCACAGGGUGAAUCCCCUGUCACUGGUAGAGAUCAUUCUUCAUGUAGUCAGACAGAUGACAGAUCCUAAUGUGGCUCUUACUUUCCUGGAAAAGACUCGGGAGAAAGUGAAAAGUAGCGACGAGGCUGUGAUCCUGUGUAAAACCGCCAUUGGAGCCCUAAAAUUAAACAUCGGGGACCUACAGGUUACAAAGGAAACAAUCGAAGAUGUUGAAGAAAUGCUCAACAACCUCCCUGGUGUGACGUCAGUUCACAGUCGUUUCUAUGAUCUCUCCAGUAAAUACUAUCAAACGAUUGGAAACCACGCGUCCUACUACAAAGACGCUCUGCGGUUUCUGGGCUGUGUCGACAUCAAGGACCUGCCAGUGCCGGAGCAGCAGGAGAGAGCAUUCACACUGGGACUGGCAGGCCUUCUCGGCGAGGGAGUGUUUAACUUCGGAGAACUUCUCAUGCACCCCGUGCUGGAGUCACUGAGGGGCACUGACCGGCAGUGGCUGAUUGACACCCUUUAUGCCUUCAACAGCGGCAAUGUAGAGAGAUUCCAGACUCUGAAGGCCGCCUGGGGCCAGCAGCCUGAUCUAGCCGCCAACGAAGCUCAGCUUCUGAGAAAAAUCCAGCUGCUGUGCCUUAUGGAGAUGACUUUCACACGACCUGCCAAUCACAGACAACUCACUUUUGAAGAAAUUGCCAAAAGUUCUAAGAUCAGUGUGAAUGAGGUGGAGCUGCUGGUGAUGAAGGCGCUGUCGGUGGGGCUGGUGAAAGGCAGCAUCGAUGAGGUGGACAGGAGGGUCCACAUGACUUGGGUGCAGCCCCGAGUGCUGGACUUGCAGCAGAUCAAGGGGAUGAAGGACCGCCUGGAGUUCUGGUGCACUGACGUCAAGAGCAUGGAGAUGCUGGUGGAGCACCAGGCCCAUGACAUCCUCACCUAGCAGCAUGGCAGUGGGAGCGAGCUCCUCACUGAUGGGGGUGGGAUUCUGUUGGAGUAGUGACUGUUCUUCCUGUGAAACAGGACUCACUGGUAGGUGUCUUCUGGACCCACAGUGAGGAUGAGGCAGGCAAGAGUGGGGGCCCGAGGAGUGGGGAGAGCUGGCCCUGCAUGGGGUGGCACCUGCUCCAGGUUGAUCUGCACCCACCCACCAUUGUGAACAUGUUUCCCAUGUGGCGCAAGAUGGUCCUGGAAUAAAUGCCUUUGCUAUGUCCUCA
Miniopterus natalensis is the source of this 1698-nucleotide messenger RNA. It is a transcript of the gene PSMD13, whose product is annotated as proteasome 26S subunit, non-ATPase 13. Gene Ontology annotation, molecular function: structural molecule activity. Gene Ontology annotation, cellular component: proteasome regulatory particle, lid subcomplex; cytosol; nucleus. NCBI's taxonomy places the organism in Eukaryota, Metazoa, Chordata, Mammalia, Chiroptera, Miniopteridae. Gene Ontology annotation, biological process: ubiquitin-dependent protein catabolic process. The record is from RefSeq and is a predicted model, not a curated record.